Mycena indigotica is the source of this 1017-nucleotide messenger RNA. RefSeq lists its product as uncharacterized. The coding region runs from base 25 to 1017 and encodes 330 amino acids. The record is from RefSeq and is a predicted model, not a curated record. NCBI's taxonomy places the organism in Eukaryota, Fungi, Basidiomycota, Agaricomycetes, Agaricales, Mycenaceae. The transcript is spliced from 4 exons.
GAGUCAACCUUCUUCAACACUGUGAUGUUAAGCCAGGCCCUGCGAUUCGUGUUGCUCUGGACUGCGCUCUGUUUUGCGGCUCUGGUGAACGUGACAGUCGACGAUACGGACUCUUCUGCGUGGGCGUGGAGUGGGGCGUGGAACGCGAUAACCGAGGGGAAUCCUUGCCAACGCUGCACGGUACAUGCAGACGGAAAGCAAGCGUUCAACCACUCGUGGCACGACGGCCUCCUGCUCUCGGGGGCGUUCACAUUUCGAGGUCUUUGGCUCUCUGGACCGAAUAUAGCACAACUGACUGGACUGCUUAAAGGCGUCGCGGUCUACAUUUACGGCAUCGACAUUGACAAUCCGGCAAACGUCACAUUUUCCUUGAACAAUCCGUCGCUCUCUGCGUUCCACUACAAGGACACCGGCUUGCCACAGAAAUUCCUGUACAACUCGCUCUUCUUCGCCGCGCACGGCCUCGACGGCACGCAGGAGCAUACGAUACUGUUCGGGGAGACUGCGGUGCCACAGCCGAGCCCUCACGUGCCGGGGAAGGUUGCGUUGCUUGACUAUGCGGUGGUGACCAUCGACCAGGAGGCGCUGCCCGGGCCGCCUUCCGGUCCUAGUCAGCCUUCACAAACAUUGCCGACAAGUCUUCCAGCAUCCCGGCCCGGGUCGACCGGCAUGACGGGGCUCAUCGUCGGCGGGAUACUGGGCGGGCUUGCCGCCGUGGCGUUCCCCGCUGGCGCAGUCGUAUUGGUUCUAUCACGUCGGAAGCGCCGUCGCAGUGCCAACACCGCGCAGCUGACGCAGAGUAACCGUUUUCCUCCUAGUAUCACGAUACCGAGCACGGUUCUGUCAUCGGAGCCCUCUCCGAGAAUUGCGCUGCAUAACCGCAACUCGAACCCUUACUCGGAUUCACCGGCCCGGGCAGGACCAGCCACGACUCGGCCUAAUCAGAUUGCGGAGGUCGAACGGCGACUACGCGUCCUGGAAGAGCUGGCACAGGUGGCGCCUCCUUCAUAUAAGUGA